Messenger RNA from Caenorhabditis elegans, 315 nucleotides. RefSeq names its product Ovule protein (gene R01H2.1). The transcript has a single exon. NCBI's taxonomy places the organism in Eukaryota, Metazoa, Nematoda, Chromadorea, Rhabditida, Rhabditidae. The coding region runs from base 1 to 315 and encodes 104 amino acids. The record is from RefSeq and is marked reviewed.
AUGGCUUCUGGCAAGGCAACAAGCCUAUAUAGCCACGCUGAAAUCUUCCUCCCAUCCAAACAAGAAUCUGGAAUCAAGAAGAAAAGCGGAGAGGAAACCCAACAGACCAAGGGAGCCACCAUUGAAUCUAGCCGAAUCAACCAAAACCGUGCUGAGAGGACACAGAGGUUCCAAACUCAAUGCUCAAAAAGAAAACCAUACGAGAUUCGUCAGGGAAUUCCUGAGAGGAGCUCCUCCAAACAGGAUCCUGGGAACAAGACCGCCAGCAUUGAACAUCGAGGAAGAGAAAAUCCUUCCGAAACCCACGAGAGUUGA